Molecule: messenger RNA, 1299 nt
Organism: Brassica napus (rape)
Lineage: Eukaryota; Viridiplantae; Streptophyta; Magnoliopsida; Brassicales; Brassicaceae
Exons: 3
Coding region: 1-1299 (432 amino acids)
Source: RefSeq, a predicted model, not a curated record
AUGGUGCACGACACUCCACCAGUUUACGUGUCCAAUACUCGACAAUUGCAAGAUUUUCUAAGCCUAAAGAAAAUCGAACAACUACGUCUAUGUGUGGAGAUUACGGAGAACAAGGAUGAAAGAGCAAGAGAGAAGAGUAAUGAGAAUGACUGCUCAGAAGUAGAAGCUUCAGAAGUUCAGUCCAGAGACGAAAACUACAGUGGGAGUUGCGAUGGUUGCAGUUUGGAGAAGGAACAAGAGGACAAUGAGAAUGACUGCUCUAGUAAUGUGGAAGGAGAAAUACACGACGUAGUCAGAGAAGAUGAAAUAGGCAAAGAAAACGAAGAAGAUGAUGAAUUUGAAAGCCGAUUUGAUAUGUUCGACGACUCGGACGGUGCUUCAUCUGAAGAUGAUAACUUCAGCUCAUACGGUGAGUCUCUUACAGAAGACGAAGAUUCACCAACGCUACCUCCCAAGAAGAGAUAUCAGAACUUCUCAACGAGCGGAUCUAAAGGGAAUCUGGAGGUUCUAAAGUUGGAGAUGUCGUCGAUAGAACUUGAAGUAAGGCAACGAUACGAGAGGGAAUCCCCAGCGUUUUAUGUUCCUAUGUACGAUUCGAAUCAUACAUGUUCUUGCCCAGAGCGUUCUAAUCGAUCUCGACAAGCAACACCAGAUAUUUUAGGAGAGUCGUACAAGAACUUUCUCGGCGACGUUGGUCCGGCCGUUUGCCCUACGAGUGUCGGAAUAGCUAUCACUAAGCAGUUUGGUGUAAAGAUGGAUUAUUGGAAAUCACACCGGACGCUGAACUUUGCAAGGGAAAUCGAUGAGGGAACACCUGAGUGUGGGUUUGAAAUCUUGCCUUCUUACUUAUACAUGAUAAGAAGGGCAAAUCCGAGUACAGUUACGCGUCUUCAAAUCGAUGAGCUUGGAAGAUUCAUGUAUGUGUUUUUUGCGUUUGGUGCGAGCGUAAAUGGGUUUCCUUUCAUGCGCAAAGUUGUAGUUGUCGAUGGUACGUUUCUUAAUGGUAACUACAAAGGAACACUACUCACAGCACUAGCUCAGGAUGGUAACUUUCAGAUUUUUCCAAUAGCCUUUGCAGUGGUUGACACUGAAAAUGAUGAUUCGUGGCAUUGGUUUUUUACGCAACUAAAACUUUUGAUUCCUGACGACAAGGGUCUUGCGAUAAUCUCGGAUAGGCAUAAUUCGAUAGGGAAAGCAAUUAGAAAUGUGUAUCCAUUAGCUGCUCGGAGAAUAUGCACCUACCAUUUAUAUAAGAAAAUAUUGGGACGGUACAAAGGAAAUAUGUAUUUUGUAUGGUGA